Molecule: messenger RNA, 1427 nt
Organism: Ectocarpus sp. CCAP 1310/34
Lineage: Eukaryota; Phaeophyceae; Ectocarpales; Ectocarpaceae
Source: the annotation of a GenBank genome assembly
UGAUACCCCGAUACCCAGAGUUCUCCUGGUUCCUUGUUCCCGCCCUCCCCACACUUUCGUCCAGUCCACGGUCGUGAGCUCAGCAUGAAGGUGAAAGUCCUCUUCUUUGCGUCAUGCCGAGAGAUGGCGGGGACCAAGGAGACCUCUCUCGAGCUGCCCGGAGACAGCUCUUCGAUCGCCCAGCUCAGGGAACACAUCGUGAAGAAGCUGCCGGGCCUCCAGCCCGUGGCCGCCACAGUGACUCUGGCCCUGAACCAGGAGUACCUAGACCCCGAACAAGAUGCCCCCCUCAAGGAAGGCGACGAGGUAGCCUUCAUUCCACCCAUCAGCGGAGGGUGAGCUUGCCUUCUUCCCGCCCAUGGGCUCUUCCGUGGUAGGACGCGGAGGCACCAUGCAGAUCGCGUUAGUAGCGCUCUUGGUUCGGAGGGGCGUUCGCGAUCCGGCGGGGGGGGAAAGAGAUCCAUGACUUCCCGGCCACUAUCAGCGAGGGGCAUAUAUGUUCGAUUGUCCUUGUAGACACCUGCCAGAACUAGAAGUGCUGCGCACGCUCGAAGUAGUACUGCGAAAUUCUUCCCACACCACCGUUAAACAGGUUUUAGUUCCGGCUGCUGUUUUAGCAGGGGGGCGCCGGGGGUGGUUCAAAGCGAUUCUCAGUUGGCGGCGGCUCUGAUACCAUCCCGUCGUUUUUGGCGAGGGGUGGAAGUUUUUAACACAUUUGUCUCAUACGACUGUAUAUAGAACAUCGGAAAUUCACCUGUGUUCGGCUUGGUGUAGCGAUGGUUGGUGUGCAACUCUUCUGGAUGAUGGUGAGUUCUUUGUUCGUGUGCUGUAAAAACUGGUUUGGCUGCUGCUUGAAUUUUGGUUGGCCCAUGGAGAUGAGGUUCUUGCUCAUAAAUGUGGCGAGCGGAUAUUUUUGCGCGUUUCCCGUUGUCGGUGUGCGUAUGUGUUGAUUCAGGCGCCCAUUCAUGUUUAGUUUUUGUGAGAUAAACGGGGAUUCCGAUAGUGUAUUCGUCAUUGCACGACGCGUUUCAUGUGUGAUUUCAGGAAAGAGUCAUGUAAGUACUGAUUGGGACUUCAAGUGUUGCUGCUGCUAGAGAUAGAGUGGGAGGCAGACAGGAUGUGGCUAAACGUUGGUAGGAUUUUGCCUGCUUUCAGGCGCAAUGACCUCGAGAGCCAAAUAUCCUGUCGGCUGCUAUGCUUUCGCCCCGCUGCUGCUCUUCCUCUUGUAUCCACAGCAUAAGUUGCGGCAAGCAAACGGAAGAGAUAUGUGCGAGCAAGAUUGCAUUAGAUUUUCCAUUUUGACUCCUUGGGCUAUGCAUGUUUGCCAGUCCUUUGCAUUAUUGCAGCACUUAAGUAGUAUCGGAGCUUGGCAUGUCCGCCACAGAAACGCAGAAGUUUCAUGAAGCAGUAAAGUUUUUUUUAAGCCC